This is a messenger RNA of Dentiscutata heterogama, 297 nucleotides long. The record is from the annotation of a GenBank genome assembly. NCBI's taxonomy places the organism in Eukaryota, Fungi, Glomeromycota, Glomeromycetes, Diversisporales, Gigasporaceae.
AAUCAGUAUCUGCAUUACUAGACCUACAUCUUAAAUCACUUGAUUAUAUGGACAAUAUGGAUAGAAUUGCUGUUAAAAAUUUUCUUAGACAAUUAUAUGAUAACGAAAAAUCUGUGGAGAUAGAUCAAAAUAAAAAAGAGCUUGAUAAUAACAAUCAAAACUUAGAAAAACAAGUAUCCGAUGAAUUUAUGGUUACUGCAAAUCCACUAUAUAUACCAUACUUGUUAAAAUCAUUGGAAAAAGAGAAUUGCCCGAUAGAUGAUGAAAUUAAUGAAUACAUAAGACAACCUGAAAUAA